Chlamydomonas reinhardtii is the source of this 4045-nucleotide messenger RNA. RefSeq lists its product as uncharacterized. The record is from RefSeq and is a predicted model, not a curated record. The transcript is spliced from 11 exons. Gene Ontology annotation, biological process: glycerophospholipid catabolic process. Bases 249 to 3326 code for a protein of 1025 amino acids. NCBI's taxonomy places the organism in Eukaryota, Viridiplantae, Chlorophyta, Chlorophyceae, Chlamydomonadales, Chlamydomonadaceae. Gene Ontology annotation, molecular function: phosphoric diester hydrolase activity.
CUAUAUUGCAUCAUACAUUACUCCAUACUCUUUGAUAGUGAUUCGAAACUUGUCUGAAGAGUGGAAGCCCAAAUACACGCUGAAAGUGAAAGGCGCCCCUCAGCCGAGACUAAACCUUGCUGAACCUUGUCACACAGCCCACGGCCGAUACCGCAGAGCCCUGUAAUGGUCUCUAAGUAUGUCCUCGCAUGCGGUAAUAAGCCCGUGCUUGAGCUGCGACGCCCUAUGCGCGAGUGGGCGACACGCCAAUGCCGCUGUUGGAGCUGUCUAACGCUUCGCCUUGGCUGCGAGCGCCCGUCGUCCGGCAGCUAGUGGCCGUGUGGUCGCUGCUGUUCCACUCGGGGCUGCUGCUGUACGCCGCGGCGCUGCACCCGCUGCUGGCACCCCGGCUUGGAGCCGACUUGGUGGGCACGGCCUUCCGCCGCCGCCCCCAGCUGGACCGCCCGCUGCCGCAGCCCCCACCGCCGCCAGCACCGGCACCACAACAGCGACCCGCACACAGGCGCCCGUGUCAGUCGCCGCCGCCACCCGGCCGCGGCGGCAGCCCCGCCACCGCCGGCCCCCUGUCCCAGCCGCCGCGGCAACAGCAGCAGCUGUCGCAGCCACAGCAGCAGCAGCAGCAGCAGCAGCAGCAGCAGCAGCGGCAGCUGUCCCCGCCGCCUGCUGCUGCAGGGCGGGGCCAGGGGGGCCACGUCAGCCGCCAGCAGGGACCUGAGCCGGUGCCUGCACAGCGGCCGCGGCGCAGUGCCACCCCCACACCCACCCCGCUGUUGGGCUUCCCCAUUGCCGUGUACGCACACCGGGGCGGCAGCCUGGACACCACUGGCCUCACUGACCCCACUGGCCCCGCCACCACCACAACCACCACGACCACCACCACCAUUGGCCCCACUGCUGCUGCAGCCGCUGCAACCGCUGGCGCUUCCACUGCCGCCUCUGCCGCUGUGGCCGCCGGUACACCCCGUGCCGGGGCCAGAACCAGUGCCAGUCACGUGCAGCAACAGCACCAGCAGCACCAGCAGCAGCAGCAGCAGCAGCAGCUGCCUCGCCGCUGCGGCUGCUACGCCUGCCGCCACGGCCUGCCGCUGAUUGAGAACACCCUCACGGCGUUCCGCCACUCGGUGUGUGCGGGGGCUGACCUGCUGGAGCUGGACGUGCAGCUGACCUCUGACGGGCAGGUGGUCGUGUUCCACGACCCCACCCUCUCACUGCUGGCGGGGGAGGGGGCGGGCCGCCUCACGCGCCCCUCCUCCUCAUCCUCCUGCUCCUCCUCGUCCUCCUCUUGCUCCCCCUCGGCCACUCCCUCCUGCUGUGUGGCUGUGUCGGACCUGGCCCUAGCCCAGCUGCCGCGCCUCAGGCCCCGACCCCCGGGCACCAUGUACCAUUGCGGCGGCGGCGGCGGCGGUGGCGGCGGCAGUGGCGGCGGCGGCGGCUGCAGGAGGAGGCUGCAGAGGCAGGGGCAGGGGCGGGAGCAGAGGAGGGAGCGGGAGCGGCAGCGGGUGUGGGAGCAGCAGCAGCAGGGUAAGGCGUGGGGCGGCAGCAACGGCGAUGGCGAGAGCGCAGCAGGCGCCGCCGCCGCCGGCAGUGGUAGCAGCAGCAGCAAUAGCACUAGCAAUAGCGGGAGCAAUACCUAUAGCACCAGCAAUGGCAGUAGCAAUAUUCGGAGCUGUCGCCUGCUCCAGGCUGCGGGUACGGCGACGCGGCCGCAGCCGGAGGCGCAGCCGGGGCACGCGCAGCAGCAGCAGGAGCAGGCGCAGCAGGAGCAGCAGGGGCCGGAGAAGGAGGCUCCUCAGAGGGGGCUAGGGCUAGGGGCGGGCUGGGGAUCGGAACGCGGCUCGCGCGCGGCGGCGGUGGCAGCAGGAGCGGCACAGGGCGUGCUGGCGGCGGGCCGGUCAGCUGGUGGGGCGGAGGAGCAGGCGGAGGAGCACGAUGGUUCUGACACCGGCACCGGCACGGACGUCGAAGGGGCCGGCGGCGGCGGCGGUGGCGAGGCGGACGCACACGAGUACGACCGCAUCCCGCGCCUGUGGGAGGUGUUCCAGGCCUGGCCGCACGUGCCCGUGCAGGUGGACCUCAAGUCCUCCGACCCGGCCCUGGUGGCGGCGGUGGCGGAGCUGGUGGCCGCCCAGCCCGGCCGCGAGCGGCUGCUGCUGUGGGGCAGCUUCCACCAGCGCACCGCCGCCGCCUGCCUGGCUGCGGCGCCGGGGCUGCCGCUGUUCGCCAGCAUGCAGCGGGCGCUGGUCAUGAUGGCCGCCUACCAGCUGGGGCUGCUGCGCUACCUGCACAUUUACGAGGCGGCUGUGGUGGUGCCGUGGCGCCUGCACCUCAGCCCCACACUCACACUCACACUCAGCCUCGGCCUCGGCCUGGGUCCGCUGCCCGCCUGGGCACACCGCCUGCGUGCGGCAGUGAACGGCUGGCUGUGCGGCGGCAGUGGCGGCGGUGGCGGCCUCUGGCGGCGGCGCAGCGCUGCCACUGCUACUGCAGCUGCCGCACCCUCGUCUUCCGCAGCUGCUACGGCCGCAGCUACUGCCACUGCCGGUGGUGCGGGCGGCACUGGUGCGGGAGUGCUGCGGGCGGAGGAGCCGGACGUGGAGCUGCGGCUGACGUACUACUUCUUGGACGCGGGCUGGUUCGCCGCCCUGAACGCCCGGGGGGUGGCGGUGGUGGUGUUCGGGGCGCUCAACGACACCCGCCGCAUGGAGGCGUGCAGGCGCUCAGGCGCCAAUGCCAUCGCCACCGACACGCCCUCCCACCUGGCCGCAUUCCUGGCGGGCGGCAGCAGCAGCAGCAGCAGUCAUAGCUGCUGCAGUAGCGGCAGUAGCAGCAGCAGCAAUGGCAGUAGCAGUGGAAGUGCGGCUGUGGACUGUGAUGGCCCCAGUGCGCCGCACCUGCUGCGGGUUCGGCGGCGUGGGGCCAUCAGUGGUGGCGGCGGCAGCCGCGGCAGCAGUGACGGCGGCGGUGGCGGUAGUGAGUGUGCUAGCGGCGACACCGGUGCGGACGGCGCCAGCGGCCGCAGCAGCAGUGGCGGCGGCAGUCGCAGCAGCUUCACCGAUGUGGGCCUCGGCAGUAGCAGUGGGAGCGCCAGCUGCUGCUCAGAGGGCGGGGCAAGUGGCCCGGUGGGGCCAUGCAGCAGCGGGGCCGCGGCGAGUGGCGUCAGUGGCGCUUGCGGCGGUGGUGGUGGCGGUGUGGUGGUGCUGGCGGGCGCGAGGCCGCUGGCGCCUCUCCCCUGGCUGCUGCAGCCGCAGCCACAGCCACAGCCAACACACGCGCCGCCGCCGCCGCCGCCACCGACGCCGCCUCUAGCGGGCGCCGCACGGUCUUGACCACCGGGUCGCCUGCGCAUGUGCGGCGGCCCCGUGGCGUGUCCUUGUGCCUGCCUGAGUGUCUGUGGGCUUGUGAGCCUGUGAGGCCGCACAUCAAGUGAUCACCACCUCGCUUAUCCUACCUUAUAGGACCCAGCUCGUCACUGCUGGCUGCUGGUCGGCGUGUGUUGCUGUGUGUGCGCGUACGUGCGUGAGCCUAUGAACACAGGAGAAACGGGAACAGUACUUUUGUGUCCAUGUGGCUCUGUGAUUGCCAGGCUGCCCCAAGGAGCUUGAUGAGGAAUGCUCGACUGUCAGGAUUUAGGGUCACACGCACGCUGGGUAGCAGCAGCCGCAGAUGUAGCGUCGCAGUGUUCAUAGCAGCAGGCAUGACAGGGUUGAACCACAGGGGUGGGCCUCGCACACAUUCGGACAUGCAUGUACUCACGUAGACUGGCAAAGUCAAGGCGCGGACACAGCAGGUCGGCUGCUGUUGGUCGGCAGAAGCGGCUCCUUAGUCCCUUGCCAUGGCGUGUUCGGUGGACGGAUGGCGGCCGAGGACUGCUGGAUGUAGAUGUGUGAUGGGACAGGGUUCAAGGCAGGUUGGCGAGGUCCCGUAGGGUGCAGCCGAUGCUGGAUGUAGAUGGAGCAUACAGUGACACAGACAUAUCUCACUUCACAGCGUGUCAGAGCUUUCGACCAUACCACAACGAGCGUUGGAAGUGUAAACGUGUGAGCGA